AACUCGCGUACACACGCCCAAUCAACCGGAGAGUAUCGCGUUACCUUGCAGAACUCGUACUAGGGGCCCAGUACGCGCUUGACCACGCUCCCGAGAGGAUCUUCUUCGUCGCUCGAACAGACGUGCUCCCGAUCGAAAGAAGUGUUCGCGAGGCUUGAACAUGCCUAACUGCCCGAAGUGCGACAAACCGGUGUAUUUCGCCGAGAGGAAGACCUCUUUGGGGAAGGACUGGCACGGCGCCUGUUUGCGUUGCGAAAAGUGCAACAAAACUUUGACGCCGGGCAGCCAUGCGGAGCACGAGGGCAAACCGUACUGCAAUCAUCCGUGCUACUCCACCCUCUUUGGUCCUGGAGGUUUUGGACGAGGAGGUGCCGAGAGUUACGUUUACAAAAAGUGAAAAGUCAAGAUAUACAAUUACUUUUAAUAAGGUCCUGUUACCUAUGCCGUAGAACCUAUAUUUAAUGUAACUAUUAACAGAUCAUCUAAGCAUCAAUACACGAAGUACAAUUCCUUUUGUACAAAACGUUCGCAAGUUCGACGGUACGAAAUACUUAAGAUAAAUAAUUUUUUACAAGAUUGUAUACCGCCUAUUGCAACUAUUUACAAGAGUGAAAUAAAUGCUCGAUGAGAAGAAA
Molecule: messenger RNA, 635 nt
Organism: Hylaeus anthracinus
Lineage: Eukaryota; Metazoa; Arthropoda; Insecta; Hymenoptera; Colletidae
Product: cysteine-rich protein 1-like
Exons: 3
Coding region: 161-397 (78 amino acids)
Source: RefSeq, a predicted model, not a curated record